Molecule: messenger RNA, 3100 nt
Organism: Polyodon spathula (Mississippi paddlefish)
Lineage: Eukaryota; Metazoa; Chordata; Actinopteri; Acipenseriformes; Polyodontidae
Product: leucine-rich repeat-containing protein 73-like
Exons: 6
Coding region: 759-1685 (308 amino acids)
Molecular function (GO): protein binding
Source: RefSeq, a predicted model, not a curated record
UGUGUGCUGCUAGAAAAAUAAGAGUGACACUGACGCUGCUGUGUCCAUAGUAACUGGCACCUGCAGAGGAUGCAAACAAACAUUGGCUUAUUCUGCAAAGCUUUCAAUGCUGUAAAACCGGAGCCAGCAAACUAAAACAUGACAUGAAUGCUAAAUGUUUACUGUAUUUCUGGUAAAGAUGUCGGGACGGCAAAUAAAUAAGAUAGGGACACUGCAGAACGAAAGAAGACGCGUAUUAUUAAGACAACGGUGUAUAUUGAUACGUUUCAAUUAUAAUAAUAACAGAAACAUGAUUUAGAGAUAGAUAAUGUUAAGUUGCAGUAGUUUGCAACCUCUGAAAUGCGUUUAUUUCACGAAAUAUUCCAGAACAGUUGAUGCAGCAGUUGUAUUUUUUGUAUUGAUCGCAAUUAGGAAAAUAAUCGCAUUUAUUUGUAUUCAUGUAUGUAAAUGAACAUCUAGAAUUCCAGCGCGGUGGCCUUUUAACUAUUUUAAAACGAAUUAUUAAUAAUUAUUAAUAAAUAUCUAAUUAAUUCCCAAUUUAAGCUUAUAGAUAGCCUAUAAAAAUUGACGCGUACUAAUAGCGAUAUAAACAGUAUUGCCCAAUUAUAUAUAUAGGGAUUAACGAGGCUCUGCUGCAUUAAUUAAUUAAUUAAUUAAUUAAUUAAGAUUUAGGAGGCUGUGCGCAGUUGAUCUUUGGAUGGGUGCUUUUACCGAUCGCUCUUUACUUCAUUUCCUCAUUUAAUAUAGGACAGUGAAACAUGCUGCCAGGCUCAAUUCAGAUCACAGGUGAAGCCCUUUCUGGAGCUGAGAUUAAAGAUAUAUGCGAUAGUUUGAAGGAAAACAGCGUGAGGCUCCUGUCGGUGCGGGGUUGCCAGCUUUCUGAUGGAGAUUUCGGACGGGUGUGCAGCGGCGUAGCAGAGUGCCACACGCUGGCUCAACUGAACCUCAAUCUGGGGGUUGUCUCCAACAUCAGCAGGGUCAAACAGCUCGCCGAGGCGCUGACCUCCAACAGAUCGGUCCACGCUUUAUUUCUUCAUGGAAGCCCCCUGACUGACGAGGGGCUGGCCUGUCUGAACCCGUCGCUGUCCACUCACCCCUCCCUUGUCUCACUGGACCUCGGAGACUGCAUGCUGGGGGAUGAAGGGCUCCAGCUCAUCUGCGGGAUGCUGCCACCAGAUGGAGCCAAAUCAGGACUGAAGGAGUUGACCCUGAGCGCAAACCCUGCCGUCACUUCCAAAGGCUGGGCUCGGCUGGCCAUUGCUGUAGCCCACAGCUCCCAGCUGCGGGUUUUAAACCUGGACUACAACCCCUUAGGAGACCAGAUGGCCGGGAUGCUGGCUGUUGCCGUGGCGUCAAGCCGGACACUGGAGGUUUUAGAUCUUGAGGGAACAGGUCUCACCAACCAGUCUGCACAGAUCUUCCUGGACAUGGUGCAGAACUACCCAACGUGCCUGCGGAUGCUGAUCCUGGCUGAGAACAACAUCAGCACAGAGCUGCAGCAGCAGAUCUCAGACCUGCUGUCCGAGGGGGAGGAGGACGACGACAAGGAGGAGGAGGCGCUGGGGGGUGCUGGGAGCAGGGAGAGGGAGAAGACCAUCUGGGUCUCCCAAAACAAUUCAAGUUCACACUUGGUCUUGGUGACGUCAGGACUCGGAGACAACCUAUUGGCCGAAACGGAGAUGUAACCCUGGAAUCCUCUCUCCCUACUGCAGCGUAGCCUGUCACAGGAUGCAGUCAGCUGAUGGUGAACAACCAAUCACUUUGCAUGGUCUUUUAGCACUUGUAUAUAGAGUUAGACAAACGUUAUAAAAAGGCACAGGUUUUGAUUGAACACACAGGAUCAAUUGCAACAAACUUGUAGAUUUAGUAUGGAGCUGCGGACUAAGUUGCAGACUAGCUAAUAUGGUACUCUCUCUGGAUCAUCCCCAGCUGUGUACUAACUUGCAAUGAAAGAAGAUGAGGAACAAAGCUGGGGACUAGCUGAUCCCCAGCUUUAGUGCAGAGCUCAGUAGUAAGUUCUUUAUUGUAUUGUGCUACCAAACAGGAACUGAAGGGGGAGCUCAAAAUUUGAGUGAUUGGUUCCAGCUAAAUAUAUUUUCAGUGUUAUUUUUUUGUUAAGAUCAAAAUCUUUUUUUUUUUUUUUUUUUUAAGAAACCGAAGAUCUUUUAUUUUUUUUAAUUAAAAAAUGUUGAACUUAAGAAUUAUGUAUGGAAAUGUAUUUACGCACGAAAGUAAAUGCUAAGUCUGAAUUGCAUAAAAAUAUUUUCCCAUUUUCUUAAACCAAAUUCACAUGUAUAAAUCAAACUUUCCUAAAACACCACUAAAAUUAAUUAAGCUGCAUUGGAGGGCAACCUAAACUAAAUGUAUUCGUUUAUUGGACCAAAGGUGUAUUGUAGACAGGGCCAUAUAACCAGAGCUGCCAUUCUUUAUAUAUACUGUGUAAGACUGAUUGAUAUUUACUAUUCAACCUCCAAAUCUAUGUUACACGGCAAACUAACAGAGAAAAUACUUUACCAGAAUUUUUACAUGAGCAUCAGCAUUUAUAAUGCGAAAAAACCCAACCUAGAACACAAGCUCAGUGUCUGUUAGCUCGUUACAGCCAUGAUUGUAGUCCUUUUUCCAUCCAACUUUUAAGCUCGGUAAAACUUAUACGAAUACGAAGAAACACAAUUACUGAACGAAUACGAUGUUGUCUCUGCACUUGAUUUGUUUACGUUUUAAGUUCAAAGUUUCUACCCAUUAGUUUCAAUUAAAAAAAAGAAACUAAUAUAUACAUAAUUGUUAUUAAACUAUACUUCUGAAAUAAUGAAUUUGUUUUCUACAAACAGGUAGUGUGCUCCCUGACUAUUUUAGGGAAUCCUUCCGAAUCAUAUUAUCCAUCAAUUCAAAUCAUGUGAUUAACACUAUCCCAAUGGACGGUGUCCCCGUAUAUAAACCAAUCAGUAUUAGUAUUUUUUUUAUUUUUUCGUGUCACUGCCAAAAAUGCACUGAUUUGCCUGACAAUCACACAGGAAAAUCUUAUUGAAUGUGUCACCUUUUGCUAAAGUUAUUCAUUUUAAAUAAAUUACUCCACCCCCCCCCCCCCCCCCCCCAAUUUGUA